AUGGAACUGUACAUGGAGUACGAAGUAAAGAUAAUCUCCAAAGAUCGCGAUGGUUAUAUAGGCGUAAGAGUGACCGCACAUCCGCAUUUCAAAAUGAAUCAGUUACCGAUUCGAGAAAAGCAGACCUACGAAUACCACGGUGACAACGGCAACUCGUUUUGCUCCUCCAGCAAUGGACAACUGUACGGGUCCACCUUUACCAACGGUAAUAUUAUUGGUUGUGGUGUAAAUUUAGUCGAUAAUACCUGUUUCUACACUAAGAACGGCCACCAUCUAGGAAUAGCGUUCAAAGAUUUACCGCCACGGAUAUAACUGACAGUGGGACUGCAAACACCCGGCGAAAUGGUGGACGCAGGGUUUGGUCAGGAACUAUGUCAAGAACCAUUCAAAUUCGACAUCGAAGACAUGCUCAGGGAGAUGCGAGCGGCUAUCAACACGACCAUUUACAGUGCUCCCCUAUCGGACGAUCAGACCGACUGGACUGUGAACUUGCAUGAAAUAGUCUCCUAGUAUCUUGUGCACCAUGGGUACAGCACGACGGCGGACAUGUUCGUCAAAACCACCGAGCAGUGA
This is a messenger RNA of Sabethes cyaneus, 573 nucleotides long. Its product is annotated as ran-binding protein 9-like. Lineage: Eukaryota; Metazoa; Arthropoda; Insecta; Diptera; Culicidae. Gene Ontology annotation, biological process: cytoskeleton organization; cell surface receptor signaling pathway. The record is from RefSeq and is a predicted model, not a curated record. Gene Ontology annotation, molecular function: protein binding. The transcript is spliced from 2 exons. Gene Ontology annotation, cellular component: cytoplasm.